UAAAUCCAAACCCAUUCGCACUUUAAUAAGCAUCAAUUGUGCGGAUAAACUCAGGCCAUGAAAACGCGCCUAGUGUUACUUCUUUCCGUGUGCAGCAUUGUGAGUGCUUCAGACGAAUCCUGCCAAUGCUUCAGCGACCUUCCAGUGAAGUUCAAGAAAUUUUCGAAGCAUUAUGAAGGCACCGUGCUGCUGAACGGCUGCAUCAACGACAGAUCGCUGGACAAUGUGGAUGCGACCAAAAUCCAGAUCGGCUGCAAUGAUUUUGCGGAGUUGGAGGCGAAUUUCAUCAGCGACGUGGAAGAGCUGCUUGAACUAGUGGUGGGCCCAUGCAAUCUCACCAAAGUCCAGACAUGCGCCUUCAAUCGUCUGCCCAGCUUAAAAACGGUGGUGUUGAGCGAUAAUCAGCUGGCCGCAUGGCCAGGGGGGGUGUUCGAGAACGUGCCCAAUCUCCAGCAAAUCUUCUUGGACAGUAACAAGCUGCGCGUGGUGGAUGAGGACGCCUUUACCAACUUGCCCCAUCUGAAGACCGUCAAGCUCAACAACAACAAAGUUCAGAACCUCUCUAGGAAUUGGUUCAGCAACUCCACUUCACUCACUACCUUGCUCCUCAGCCACAACCGUAUUGAAGAACUACCAGUAGGAAUGUUCCUGGAACUGUCCAAACUCAACUGGCUGGACUUCAGUUGGAAUCGCAUUUCAGUGCUACACCCCACAACCUUUGAAGGCGUCGCUUCGACUGUUCUCCACCUGAACCUCGAAGGCAACCGCAUCAAGCAACUGAGUCGCAGCAUGGUGCCCUCUACCUUCACGUCGGAGCUGUCGUUGAACUUCAAUCUGCUCAACUAUCUGCCCAACAGCUUCUUCAUGCAGCUGAGAGUGCGCCGUCUCUACCUGCAAGGCAACCCUUUCACGUGUCCUUGCGAGGAUCAGAUCAACAAGCAGAUGUCCGCACUGGGCAUCUGGAGGAGGCGCAGCUUUUCCGCCUCAGCAAAAUGCAACACGAAAGUGCUGCCAACGUGUGCUGCAGUGUCCACCAACCGAUGCAUUGAGGCUGUAGAUUCAGUGGCCACCCAGCGAUUCAAUGACUACAUAAGAAGGUUGGGGUUUAGAGACACCAUGGAUUGGGCAGUCACAUGCCAACUAACCAGCUAGCUUUGUGAUAUGAAUCAAUACAGAUUUUAAAACAA
Molecule: messenger RNA, 1187 nt
Organism: Dendroctonus ponderosae (mountain pine beetle)
Lineage: Eukaryota; Metazoa; Arthropoda; Insecta; Coleoptera; Curculionidae
Product: carboxypeptidase N subunit 2
Exons: 1
Coding region: 58-1152 (364 amino acids)
Cellular component (GO): plasma membrane
Molecular function (GO): protein binding
Source: RefSeq, a predicted model, not a curated record